AUGCCAAAUACAAAGAAUCUCCUAUCUCGAAGAUGGCCCAAGUUGAAGUGGAACCAAAUCUUGAUCAUUUUCACCCUUUCGGAUCUCCGGUAUCCCACGAAAAUUACCUCUCCUCCGGAAGAGAACCAAGAAUCUGAGCAUGCAUCAAUUCAGGAACCCGAAAUACGCAGAACCAGAUGGGGACGACAUUCCAGACCAAAUCCAAGAAUAUUCAACGACCAAGUGGCAACCGCCAACUCUGCAUAUCUGGAGACUUUUUCACCAGCUCUCGACAACGAAGAGCUCCAAGGACAUGAACUACUACAAGCUUAUCACUCAGAGGAGCCACAUCCAUUUGCAUCAAUCUUUGCACUUGCUAGAUCGGCUGAUCCAGAUACUUUGACAUUUGACAAAGCAAUGAAGGCUCAUGAUCGAGCCAAAUUCAUCAAGGCCAUGUACAAAGAACUUGGCGAUCACAUUGGAAGAAAGCAUUGGAAGGUUGUACCCAUCAAGAGUAUUCCAACAUACAGUGGCAAAAGAGCAAUUCCCAUGGUUUGGGCAAUCUUGGGGAGAUAA
Messenger RNA from Cylindrotheca closterium, 555 nucleotides. The record is from the annotation of a GenBank genome assembly. Lineage: Eukaryota; Bacillariophyta; Bacillariophyceae; Bacillariales; Bacillariaceae.